This is a messenger RNA of Candidula unifasciata, 417 nucleotides long. The record is from the annotation of a GenBank genome assembly. NCBI's taxonomy places the organism in Eukaryota, Metazoa, Mollusca, Gastropoda, Stylommatophora, Geomitridae.
AUGUAUGUGACUCCCAGGUAUAGUACACCGUCUAAUGUAUGUGACUCCAUGUAUAGUACACCGUCUAAUGUAUGUGACUCCAUGUAUAGUACACCGUCUAAUGUAUGUGACUCCAUGUAUAGUACACCGUCUAAUGUAUGUGACUCCAUGUAUAGUACACCGUCUAAUGUAUGUGACUCCAGGUAUAGUACACCGUCUAAUGUAUGUGACUCCAGGUAUAGUACACCGUCUAAUGUAUGUGACUCCAUGUAUAGUACACCGUCUAAUGUAUGUGACUCCAUGUAUAGUACACCGUCUAAUGUAUGUGACUCCAGGUAUAGUACACCGUCUAAUGUAUGUGACUCCAUGUAUAGUACACCGUCUAAUGUAUGUGACUCCAUGUAUAGUACACCGUCUAAUGUAUGUGACUCCAUGUAG